CAGAGACAAGCACCUGCUCUACGGAGGGGGGAAAAAGUAUUUAGUAAGGUGUGCUGGUGAUCCUCCGUAGCCAUGUGUGACCAGACUUUCAUGGCGGCCACUUUUGGCCCCUGCGACAGCUGCAGUAAACCGAGUCCUCUGAUGAACAUCUACAUUAAGAACGAGGCCACCAACUACUGCUCCCUCUGUGUGGAAAUGAUGGCUUGUCAGGGGCUCCAAAAAGGGGAAACCCUGGAGUCACUGAAGCGGGAGAGCGAGACUCUGAAGAAGAAGCUGGAGGAGGAGCGAAACAAGCUGAACGACGUGGAGUUGCACCAGGUGGCAGAGAAGGUUGAGGUGUUGAGUGCUCUCUCCAUAAAGACCAGACGUGUGCUGAAGGGUCACGGGAACAAGGUGCUGUGUAUGGACUGGUGCAAAGACAAGCGACGCAUGGUCAGCUCAUCACAGGACGGAAAAGUGAUUGUCUGGGAUGCAUUCACUCUUAAUAAGGAGCAUGGAGUUCCCCUGCCGUGCACGUGGGUGCUGGCGUGUGCUUAUGCCCCCUCAGGCUGUGCCAUAGCAUGCGGCGGGCUGGAUAACAAGUGCUCAGUGAUCCCGCUGUCUCUGGACAAAAAUGAGAACUUGGCUGCGAAGAAGAAGUCGGUUGCUAUGCACACCAACUAUGUGUCAGGCUGCUCCUUCACCAACUCUGACAUGCAGCUCCUGACCUCCAGUGGCGAUGGCACAUGUGCAUUGUGGGAUGUGGAGAGCGGGCAGCUGUUGCAGAGUUUCCACGGUCACACAGCUGAUGUCCUGUCCCUGGACCUCGCCCCAUCUGAGACUGGAAACACUUUUGUCUCUGGGGGCUGUGAUAUGAAGGCCAAUGUGUGGGACAUGCGCUCUGGACAGAACAUUCAAUCUUUCGAGAGCCACGAGUCCGACAUCAACUGCGUGAAAUACUACCCCAGUGGAGAUGCAUUUGCAUCCGCCUCUGAUGAUGCGACGUGCCGUUUCUAUGACUUGAGAGCUGACCGUGAAGUGGCCGUCUACCAGAAGGACAGCAUCAUAUUUGGCGCUUCCACCUGUGACUUCUCUCUGAGCGGCCGUCUGCUCUUUGCUGGUUAUAAUGACUAUACUAUCAACGUAUGGGAUGUUUUGAAGGGCACUCGUGCCACCAUAUUGUUUGGUCACGAGAACCGUGUUAGCAGAGUGAGAGUGUCACCUGAUGGCACAGCGCUCGGCUCAGCUUCCUGGGAUAGCACUUUACGGGUUUGGGCCUAGAGUUUUUAUUGUGGUAGUUUCCAACAAAGGUAUCUACAUUUGGUGGCCAAUAAUCCCUAAGCCCAGCCUGAAAUACUAGCACUACUUCAGGUGUGUAUUGAAGAAACCUUCAGUCAGCCAAGCCCUCAGAUGUCUCUGAAUGAAAAUAUUCAAUAAUAUCUAUAAAGUGGAUAUUUGUUUAAGCAGAAGUUGGUAUUCCCGGUCUUUGUUAUUGCUAGCCUGAUGACUGAUGCUAAAUAAUUAUGUUAUUUUUAACAUAGUGUGAAAUAUGUAUUCCUCUAAAGAGCCAAAUAACCUUUAGAAAUCAUCUGCAUGAUCAAACUUAUGUGUCAUACUGCAAACAAUAUUACCGAUUGUCAUGUAAAUAAUGCCCACUGUCACUUUUCUUAAGAAGCUGUAGUUGCACAUGCUGUUAACUGUAUUGUGUAUAUUGUCUCUAGUUUUUGGUAUUUUGCUGUAGCUGAUGUCAUGAUUAAACACAAGAAGAGAAAUUU
Molecule: messenger RNA, 1754 nt
Organism: Oreochromis aureus
Lineage: Eukaryota; Metazoa; Chordata; Actinopteri; Cichliformes; Cichlidae
Gene: gnb5b
Product: guanine nucleotide binding protein (G protein), beta 5b
Exons: 13
Coding region: 73-1260 (395 amino acids)
Biological process (GO): G protein-coupled dopamine receptor signaling pathway; G protein-coupled receptor signaling pathway
Cellular component (GO): heterotrimeric G-protein complex; cytoplasm
Molecular function (GO): protein binding; signaling receptor complex adaptor activity
Source: RefSeq, a predicted model, not a curated record